GGCUCUCAACACUCAUCCUACCAGAAUCAGUAUAGCGCGUACGCCAGCGGAGCCGAUCAGCAUAGUGUCGAGGUGUACGACGAAGAUGACGCGGUCGAGUACGAUAGCGAUGAGUACGACACCCCCUCGGCAGUCAAACGCCAAAAGAUCUAAUGCCGCAGCAUGCCAUCUCACCGGGUUGCAGUCCCAUUUUCACCCAGCAGACCGCGUAAGCAUUGAAAGAAGAAAAAAACACGAAAACCAAUUGCACAUAAAGGAGAAAAUCAUCAACGUCACCUAAUUGUUACUCAAACACACAAAACAAAAACACUACGUCACCAACACUAACACAUCAAAACAGCAUAAACAGACACACCCACACAAACACAAUUUUAACGUUCUUGAUGGUCUCUUAUCCGCGUUCGUUGUCGGUUUUUGAAACCACCUACAUCUAGAGCAAAUCUGAAUGAAUGCAACAAGCGAAACUUUUCUCCCCUUUUAUCAGUGUAAACACACACACACACACUUACUGUAUGUUACAUACACAGAAGAACCGUGGUUCGCCUCUCGUGAUGUUUUAUCGCUGGAGUAAGUCUUUUACAAACUAUAACAUUAUUGCACACACAUACCCCCACACACAGUUUCCGGUCACGCACAGUGACUGGAAAGACAUCUCUAUCCUGACUGCACAUUCAUCCAUUGUUUCCACGCGAGAGCGAUAGAGAAAAGAAUCAUCUUACAAAAGAAAGUGGUGGUAAGCCGGUUUACCACACACAAACACACGCAUACAUCCCCCACUGAUUGUGUGUGGCGCGCAGACAAGUGAAUCCAAAAUAUUACAAUUUAUAAUCUAUGCUUAGUAUAAAGAAUAAAAAAAAAACAGCAAAAUGGAAAAUCUGAAAAGGAAGUACAUUUAAAAUUCUAGUUAUUAAUGAAUGUGAGCAAGAAAAUCUAUACAAAUUUAAAGGUAAACUAAUUUAAAACUGCAAACAAAACUAAGUAAAUGAGAUAAACAAGUAUUUAGUGUUUAGUAAAAUGUCUCUUUUAUUGAAUAUGAAACAGAAGAAAAAACGCAAAAACAAACACCCAAACACAUACACACACACACGUACCGCAUACAGUGCAUAGGAGGAAACCCGCGAACGGCGCAGAGUGGAUGAUCGGUGAUUCCGUGCAUGGUGUUCCGAUUCAUGCCGGGGAUUGGUCGAAAUCCACUUCUCACCGAAGAAAAUGGUUCUCGGAUGACGGUAACUUCACUAUCAAGAGGCUCCGUAGAAAGCACCGUUUUAGGUUUUAUAACGGUCAUGAAAAACCAAAAAAAAUGGUUUUAUGACUGUUUGAUGAAACUAAACAUGCUUCUAGAGAGCCUCUUGAUCAGGAAGUUGCCGCUUUUUCCACCCUUCGGAAUAAGUUUUCUUCAAUGUUGGUUGCACUUGUGCAUCAAAGAUCAACGUCGAGGCAGGAAAAAAAUAGCAAAAAUUUCGUUAGUAGACGAGGAAAAACAGAUCUAUUCUAGCUGCUAAGGUUGAACGGAGAAAAAGAGAAAUCCACACGAAAUCAAUCAAAUUGAUUAAAACUACACAACUACUAUUACUCAAAAGAAGAAGAUAAAAAUACGAGCGAGCGAGCGUUUAGGUCGAAGCCCACCUUUUACCAUUUAGGGUUUUAUUGAGGGUUUAAUGUAGCACUCAAGACUACGAUUGCGAUCGUUAAACCCGUAAUAAAACCUCAAAUGCUACUUUGGGGAAGGCGUCUGCGCUGCCCUGACAUCCUAUGGAUGUGCCACAGGAUCUAGUUCCGCGGCGCGGUCAUCGGCACGCGUACGCUCGUAAAACAAAAAAAAAGAACGUAUGGACAUGCUGCGCGCUGAUUGCGGGGAAGGUACAUUUAUUGUGUAAUGUGGAGAUAGAGAGAAUUGUAUGAUACAAAUAUAUACAAAGUUCAGCGCGCUUGCAGCAGAGGCGGAGGAUAUAAGUUGGGUUCGUUAUGAACGCAAGGUAUAAACAGAGAGAGAGAGAGAGAGGAGGAACAGUAAAGGUAGACGACAACAAUGCUGUGUAACUUAAUUGUAUUUGUUUAAAUGUAAAUUUAUUAACGAUAUAUAAAAAUGAAGAAAAGAAAUUGG
Molecule: messenger RNA, 2104 nt
Organism: Aedes albopictus (Asian tiger mosquito)
Lineage: Eukaryota; Metazoa; Arthropoda; Insecta; Diptera; Culicidae
Product: forkhead box protein K1
Biological process (GO): regulation of transcription by RNA polymerase II
Molecular function (GO): DNA-binding transcription factor activity, RNA polymerase II-specific; RNA polymerase II cis-regulatory region sequence-specific DNA binding; protein binding
Source: RefSeq, a predicted model, not a curated record